Rodentolepis nana is the source of this 933-nucleotide messenger RNA. The record is from the annotation of a GenBank genome assembly. NCBI's taxonomy places the organism in Eukaryota, Metazoa, Platyhelminthes, Cestoda, Cyclophyllidea, Hymenolepididae.
AUGGUUAUUUCGUUUGAGAACAAAAGGUCGUACGCUAACAAAGCAAGCCUCUCAACCCUGGCUCGAGAAUUCCCAAGCUUCAGUGAAUCUUUUCUUGAAAAACUUUUGCAGUAUCACAGGCACGUGCUCUAUCUUAUUAAACUGGUCUUCCGACAAAGCGCUUAUUAUUUUAUGAUCAUUUGUUAUGUGGAUAAUCUCUACACGGUUGCAAUAAUUCAUUGAAGUGCUGAAGGUGUGCGAAGUUACCUUGGAACCCAAGGUCAUUAUCCGCAACAGGGAUCAUCAUCAUCCACUGAAAUAGUUCAAUUGAAUGAGGCAACUGAAAGACCAGAGUUGUUUCCAUAUACCCCCGAAGAGGCUCAAAGCGUAUUGGCUGCGCAGGAGAAGGAACUCAGUAGACUGGUUGCGCUGAAGAGAAAUCAUGCGCACGGAUUUAGUAUGGCCCGUGGUGAAGCGAAGGCCCACUAUGCGAGUUUGCUUAAGAGAACUAAACACGACGUUCGCGUCCAAGAAGAAUUAAUCGCAGGUCUUUUAGUAUCUAUCUACUCCCAGAGGCAUUUGGAAGAAGCUCUCUCAAAGGAUAGCCGGUUCCAGGAUGACCCAGCAUGGCGUAUACGAACAUGGUUCAGUUGCCUUAAUCUCCACAAAGCCUCCAGAAUCGGUGCACUGACUGCACUCAGACAGCGGCUCAGUAUCUGUAGGAGGGGGCAGGUUCUUCCAUAUACACCACUGCCAUCUGAUCUUACUGUUCCCCCUGAUGUGGCACCGAACGGACAAUUCACACUGGAACCAAAAUACAGACCACGCAAACUUGUGAUUAUUCCAGGAAUCGGAAGCGGGGUUCUGCAGAAUGCAGUGAUUAGACAACUCAUGGAUGAAGGAAUAGCCUACUAUACGCGAAAUUCUGGGUUAUUAGAAUUGGAAUUUAAGUAG